Molecule: messenger RNA, 1101 nt
Organism: Ruditapes philippinarum (Manila clam)
Lineage: Eukaryota; Metazoa; Mollusca; Bivalvia; Venerida; Veneridae
Product: retinol dehydrogenase 14-like
Exons: 3
Coding region: 1-342 (113 amino acids)
Source: RefSeq, a predicted model, not a curated record
AUGGAAUGGUCAAGGUCAGUUAUGAGUGAAGAUCAAGGGAUAUACACAUCUACGUUAGAUCCCGGAGCUGUUCGGAAGACAGAACUUUUGAGGCAAUUUAAGCUGCCGUUCUUGAAAUUGAUUGGCUUUUUCCUCGAAUUCUUUUAUAAGACACCUGAAGAAGGGGCUCAGACCUCUAUAUAUUGCUCAAUAAGCAAGGACAUCGAAGGGGUGUCCGGGAAGUAUUACGUGGACUGCAAAGAAGCAGAAGAUCAGAGUUCAGAGAUGAGCAAAGACAUGGGUGUUGCCAAGAAACUCUGGGAAAUAAGUGAACAGUACACAGGAUUAGCAGAAAAUAACUGAUUAGUUAUAUAUAAUUAUAUGCUUUACCAAUGAUGUGGUUUUUAUUGCUACAAAACAAAAUGAUUGUAUUAUAAUCCAGAAGUGUUUCCAUAGAAACAUUGUUAGUCAUUUCUUGUUCAGUUUUAUAUUAAAUCUUUGACAAACGACAUCUAUAACUUACAACAAAAGACUAUGUGCAGGAUUUGUCAUCUACUUUUGAUCUCGAAGGUUGUUUUUUAUGCCUUAUCAUGAGUAUAUGUAUACAUAUCCUUUUGUUUAGGUUUAAUGAUCUGAUUUAUGCAUAGAUUAUAACAUACAUAAAUGUGAAUAAAAGGCCCAUUAUAUAUAAAUGCGUCAGAAACACCAUCAUUUUCAGUGGCGGAUUCAGGCCGGGGCUUCAGGGCUGCAGCCCCCCAGCACAGCCCAAAGAUACGUUUACCAGCUGGGCUGGAAUAUAUUUUUGGCAGUUUCAAACUUUAUUGGCUGUAGUUUACUCCCUUAUCAAAACAGUAAUUGCUGUCAUCCAGUUGUUAUACUUCUGCCUGGGGGCUUUGCAGAGAUCUUUAUCUAUCAACAUGCUUCAAUGACUUUGAUGUUUAAACUGCAUAAUUGAUUGGUUUAUUACUUUCCAAAGGUCUAAUAAAAUUAAUAGUCACAGCUAGUGGCAAAUAGACGUGUUACAUUGUACAUCAUAUUUUACUAUCUUUGUUUUUCCAUUUCCUAUAAUAAUAAUAUAUUAUUAUUAUUAUUAUUAUAUUUUUAAAUAAAAUUUGAAUUGUA